This is a messenger RNA of Mytilus californianus (California mussel), 2115 nucleotides long. RefSeq lists its product as uncharacterized. The coding region runs from base 50 to 1054 and encodes 334 amino acids. The transcript has 3 exons. The record is from RefSeq and is a predicted model, not a curated record. NCBI's taxonomy places the organism in Eukaryota, Metazoa, Mollusca, Bivalvia, Mytilida, Mytilidae.
UUUAUAAAAAGUGAUCUACAAAAAUGUAAUACGUUAAAUAACUGACACGAUGAGGCAUCCGAUAUGCAGCAAAAAGAUUUAUUCCGUUCCGAAAGUAAUUUGCACUUUGUUCCUGGGAAUUUACAUAAUCAAAAUCAAGAUAUUUCAAGAAUUGAAGUCCAAUUCGUCAAUUCAGCUGUCGGGUCUGGCAAAUAACCAACACAGAGGUGAUGGAGAUGAAUUAACACUAGUCACAGCAUAUUUUAACAUAGGUUCAUUCAACAAAACUCCGAAUUUGAUGUAUUCUAAACACACAUAUUAUAAUUGGAUGAAAAAUUUUCAGUAUGUGAACAAUUGUGUUAUCCUUUAUACGGAUGAAAUUGAUUUAUCAGUGCAGUUCAAAUCAUAUCGUAGACACUUCCAAAUUAAUAUGACCAAAGUAUUCAUUCUAAAUCAAACAAGUCUUUGGGCUUUUCGUUUGCAACCAAGAAUCAAAGAGAUUUACAACCAAAAAGGAUACCCCAUUCCGGGUAUACCUGCUUAUUCGUCUGCAAUGCAUGCUAAGUAUGAACUGAUCGAAAAAGUGAUAAAAGAAAAUAUAUCCACGACGACAUAUCUUGCAUGGAUUGAUAUAGGUUAUCUCAGAAGCAACAUAUCUGACUGCUUUGUAAUGAAACCGCUCAAAAUUAUGAAAGAUGAUCAUAUUGCAUUUUCGCAAGCUGAUUUUUUCAAUUCCUGGCUUACUCUAAAGGAAAUAAUGUAUAAAACUAAAUAUUAUAUAGCUGGUGGAUUUUUCAUUGGAAGACCAAAAUAUCUUUCUUUGUUCAUCAAGGAUUAUAAAAUAGCCGUAGAAUGCUUGCUAAGAAGGAAACUGAUGAACUCUGAUCAGCAAAUAUUGCUUGUAAUGUAUUCAGGAAAAUUAUUUUUUCUGCCUAGGGUACCAAUUCAAACUUUCUUUGACGAGAAUAUUUUGAGAAAAGGAGAGCCUGAGAAAUGGUUUUUUCUGGGGAAACUUUGUCAGAGGUCAACAAAACAGAAUGCAAAUGAAAACACUUGCAACUCUAAUCACAUGUAAUACUAUUCACUUUUCAAUAUAAAUUUAAGGUGCUAUGGUAAGAUUCCAAAUGAGACAAAUAUCCAUCAGACACCAAUAGACAAUAAUUGAUAGGUAAAAUAAAAGAAAAGAUUCGUCAGAAGUUUUAUCAUGUUCAAAUCUAAUAUAUUCAUUUUGAUCGUUGAGACUAAGGUAUCAAACUAAAUCUCAAGAAUUUGCAUUAUUUAAAAAAGGAGUAAGGCAAUGAAAUAAAUGGUACCAAGUCUACUGUACCAAAUGUGUAUUUCGAAAAAUAAUGCUUGAAGCCAAAUCAUUCGAAAAUUAAAAGUCUAAUACAAACAGUGGAGAGCUGAUAUAUAACAAAGGACCAAAAGAAAAUUAAACCUGAACAAAGGAUCAAGAGAAAUAUUCCUCAUUUUAAAAUGCUUUCAACAAUUUGUACCAGCAAAUUUCAUGACAAAAAGAAAGCCGUAUUUCAUUAUCUUCUCCUUUGCAUGCUUCAAACGCAAGCGAAACCACAUUCAGUCAACAUGUCACUCUAGCGAAUAAGACACAUUCGGAAAAUUAAAAGAACAAAUGAAUAACAAAUAUGUCAGACAGUAACCAACGACAACUACGCAAUAACAGAAUCCUGCAUUGGAACAUACAUAAUAUGAUAGGGUUAAUUUUGUUUGUGACCGCUGAUCCAAUCUCUUAACCUACGGGUGUUGUGUUACAGCAUCGCGUUAGAAAAAACUGUAAACAUAAGUUUGAAAGUACUUGGCUUAUCAGAUUGACAUGACAAACAAACCACAACAAUAAAAAAGACAAAAGACAAACAUAAUACCAAUCUAAGAAUAGUCGUAUUUUAAAAACAAAAUCAAUUAAAACACAUCCUCUAGUUCGAGUGAAAUACAUCCUCUCUCGCUUUUUUCUAUGAUCAGAUACUGGCUAGGCGGGGAUUCGGCAUUAACAGUAAAACGUUUAAUACAAAAUAUUAAACAAAUGCACUUAGUUUCUACAACUUGGUGGUAACCUUUCAAAACCAACAACACUACUUUGGAACGCAUUAUCAUGUUUUCAUAAUCAAUGAACAAAUAAAU